AUGUUAGCUAUUGUUGUUGUUGCUGAUAUUACGAUUGAUGAUGAUGGUGGUCAUGAUGAUGAUGGUGGUGAUGAUGAUUUUACUCUGGUAGUGUUCUGGGUCAGGUAUGGUGACAUGGUGCCAAAGACCAUUGCUGGAAAGAUCUUUGGUUCCAUCUGCUCCCUGAGUGGUGUCUUAGUCAUUGCUCUGCCUGUUCCUGUGAUUGUCUCCAACUUCAGUCGAAUCUACCACCAAAAUCAACGAGCUGAUAAACGGAGGGCACAAAAGAAAGCAAGGCUUGCAAGAAUCCGGGCAGCCAAGAGUGGAAGUGCCAAUGCUUAUAUGCAGAGCAAACGAAAUGGAUUACUGAGUAACCAGCUCCAGUCCUCUGGAGAAGAUGAACAGGGCUUUGUUAGCAAAUCUGGCUCUUGCUUUGAAACCCAGCACCACCACCUGCUUCACUGCCUGGAAAAAACUACGAAUCAUGAAUUUGUGGACGAACAAGUUUAUGAAGAGAGCUGCAUGGAAGUCUCAACAGUCAAUCGCCCUUCGAGUCACAGCCCUUCUCUCUCAUCACAACAAGGUGUCACCAGCACUUGCUGCUCAAGACGACACAAAAAAACUUUCCGGAUCCCAAAUGCCAACGUGUCAGGGAGCCGCCAAGGCAGUGUACAAGAACUCAGUACUAUCCAAAUCAGGUGUGUGGAGAGAACACCUUUAUCUAACAGCCGAUCCAGUUUAAAUGCCAAAAUGGAAGAGUGUGUUAAACUAAACUGUGAGCAACCUUACGUGACUACAGCAAUAAUAAGCAUACCGACACCUCCAGUAACGACCCCGGAAGGAGAUGACAGGCCAGAAUCUCCAGAGUACUCAGGAGGAAACAUUGUCAGAGUAUCUGCUUUGUAAAACAGUUGGAAGCAGGACAGAGGGCAGUUGAGUCCUGACUGUGAAAGGGCUCUAAAGAGCAAGAAGGAAGAAACAUCCAGUCUUUUACAUGUCAAACAGCAAAAUGGAACACCGGUUGGUAGCAAAACCGAACAUUGUUUCCAAACUUAAGGAUAUGCAUAAAAGGCCACCAUAUGGCAUUUCUGGGCAUAAGGUUUGACCUAUUCUACAGCGGAAAAAUCUGUGAUCCUUUGACUUUACAAAUGAGCACAAUGAAAUGCCUCCCAUUGAUGCUUCUUAAGAUAAGAACUCUUUUUUUAAAAAAAUAAAAUGAAAUUUAAAAAACAUCUUUGAACACUAUGUUCCAGUUGAAUGAAAAACAAAUAUGGAAAACAUUUUGAUAACAUGUUUUUUCCUGUAAAAACAAACUAACACGAACAUUGGCAAGUGAAGUAUAUCACGUUUAAAAAAAAAAACCUCAUAUGACAGGUUUGUACUGACUGAAAGGAAUACCAUCAUAAUGCAUGCUGAAAUUCUUUGGAGCAGUGAUCUCAGUUUACUUAUGUUGUCUUCAGAUUAGGCAUGAUAAACUUUAACUGUAGAAAGGGGCAUUUCUGGGCACUUACAACAAGCUGAUUGUUCACAUUCCAUGGUAAGCUCUACAAAUAAACUCUUAGCAAUGCAGUCUUUCUGGCUGAGACGCUCAUCUGUGAGCUUAUAGUGUCCAGCUAGCUCAGUAAUGAUUAUCAUUUUACCUUGCUUCCUAGAUACUGUUACAACUGCAAUAAUCCAUUGUACACCUGUUGUAUCAGGAAUCAGGACUUUCUGUUUGUUUGUUUUAAUUUUCCAGAUCCCCUUAAUAGUUAGUGCCACAGUCAGAGACAAAAACUCUGAUGUAGCCCAAGUUUUUUUCAGUAAGUUUUCAAUCCAAACUGUUGUACCAUAGAUGUGUUUUUUUCGAGAUUAGCCUUCUCGUCCACUAGUCCUGUGACACAGUGAGUUGUCAAUUCCUGUAUUUCUAGCUCACCUCUCUAUUGACAUUUUAAAGGUUUCUCAUUAGCAGCUGGGUUAACCUUUUUUGUAGUACCAAUGGCUUUCCUACUUUUAUAUUAACUGACAAGGUCUCUUACUAGUGAAAUAUGAUAAUCAACCCCCCUUAUCAAAACGUAGAAGGGGGCAAAGGAGUUAUUUGACAAAUGAGUACUUAUCUUUAAGCCUCUUUGCUGUUAACAACUAGCCCAGCUAUUGAAUUUAUCAGGAGGUGUUUUGUGCAAACAGUCCCAAUAGGCUGGGACAAGUGCCAGAGCACCAAGUAGUGCAGCCGUACCUACCCAUUUUUCUAUUUCUUUUACUUUGGGUCUGAUUAGAUUACAUUUUCUCAAAUAUAUUUUGAGAGUAACUAACAUGAUUCUAAAUAUGGAGCUCAAGCUAAGAAGCUUUCUGUACCAAUACUUAAAGAAAGAUUGCUUUCUCCCCUAUUUCAGGAAAGCAACGCAAAUCUUUUCUAGAAAGAGAUUCCUGUAAACAGCAGUUUCCUCCCAUGAAGGAGGACAAGGUGUUUGGUGAUGCAAACUUGAUCUCUGUGUACAUUAAGUGGAAACGUGUUUAUAUUUUAAAGAAUAUUGUAUUAGCAGACAUGUCUGCAUGUACCAGUGUGAACAGUUUUAUGUCAAUCAAAAAGCUCUGUCCAUUCCAAGAUUCUACUACAAGGGAUACAGUUUAACUUCUGUGUGUUUGGGGGGUAAAGAUUAUUGUUCCCCUUAAAAAUUUUUUUAAAUGUUUGUCAUAAGAAGAGAAAAUGUCGUCCCCUGUAUGCCAAAUAAUUUGUGACUUUUUUUUGAAAGUAAGAUUGUACUCGCUUUACAUUUUUAUAGUUGCCCCAAGACAAGGUUGUGUACACAGUAGGCACUAGAUAAAUGCUUAUAGAAUGAAAGAAAAUAAGAUAAACUCAAAUUUUCCUUGGGAAGAACUAGCUUUACUCCUAAUCUUUCCUGAACAAAUUACUAAUUUGCCAGCAGCUUGACGAUUAAUCAUUCCUAGAGCCUGCUUCUUAUCACUUUGUGCUUUGAGGUUGAUUGUACAAUGAAACUUCUUUGAUAACAGUUAAUGAAAAUUUUCAUUGUUGUUGUUAAACAUAGACUAAGGAAACUGCAAUGCAGGAAUACUUAGGAUUUUAACUCCUUAAUUAUCAGUCUUAUUUUUAAUGUCCUAAAUGUUGGAGAAAAUAUGGCAAAAAUUUUCCAACUGGUAGUUUGGCACCCUCUUCCCACUCAUCACUUAUGCAAAACUCUUUCAUUUCUUCUGAAAUUAAAAAAAGAAAACUUUUUUGGUGUUUUAGGUGAUUUUCAAAUACUGUGUUGGUAGUGAAUGACUGUUGAUGACUGUGUAAAGUGCAUCUGUACUGUAAAUGAAAUGUAAUUAUUUCUGUGUACCAUAUGGAGCAACCAAGGUUGUUGUUUUUGACAAUUUUGUUUGAAAUUCGAAUAUCUUAUUUUGGAGGAUAGCAUAAUAACUGCGUUGUGCUGAAAAAGAAAUAGACAUUUGAGGAAUAAUAAAAUAAAACAUCUGCAUGCUUGAACGGGA
Trichosurus vulpecula (common brushtail) is the source of this 3447-nucleotide messenger RNA. RefSeq names its product potassium voltage-gated channel subfamily D member 2-like. NCBI's taxonomy places the organism in Eukaryota, Metazoa, Chordata, Mammalia, Diprotodontia, Phalangeridae. Gene Ontology annotation, biological process: potassium ion transmembrane transport. The record is from RefSeq and is a predicted model, not a curated record. The transcript has 6 exons. Gene Ontology annotation, molecular function: voltage-gated monoatomic ion channel activity involved in regulation of postsynaptic membrane potential; A-type (transient outward) potassium channel activity. Gene Ontology annotation, cellular component: voltage-gated potassium channel complex; membrane. The coding region runs from base 1 to 885 and encodes 294 amino acids.